AUAAGAGGGUGGAACUGACAGAGGGGGCGAGGUUGUCAGAGAAAGGGAAAUGAAGGAGUAAGCAAGACUGUGCCUGCAACACAGAUUGACUCUCUCAGAAUACAGCUGACAUUAAAAGAAGACAGACAUGGUUGGAGACAAACUGGAGGAGAGAACAAGGAGCGAGUGAGGAAAACAACAAGCCAUCAGCAGCCAACCUUGGCCACCUUAUCUUUUCCAUCUAUAUACGGAAACACUGGAUAAUUUAUAAACCUCUCCCUCUCGCUCAUUGUGAGUGUGUGUGUGCGAGAGAGAGGGGGGAUUUGCUGAGCUCACCACCACCAUGCUGUGUCCUGCUGCUGUCAGUGCAGCUGCUGCGGCUGUCUGGCUGCUGGCAGUGCUGGGCCCAGGCCUGUCUCUUCCAGCUGAGGACAACUCAAAACCAGGCUUCAGCCUCUGCAGCUACUGCUUCUACAGACAGACACCUCCUCAGGGAGACUCUGCAGGGCCACUGCUGCGCCCACUCUGCCACAGACUGCCUGGGGGACAGGCGUUUGCCACUCUGUCCAAACCGACCUGUGACACAGCUGUCUACUCUGCCUUCCAUGUCAGCCAUGGAUGGACAGAGAGAGAGGAGGGGGGAGAGCUUGUGGCAGAGGAAGAAGAAGACAUCAAAGGAGCAGUACCAGCCCUUCUCAGAGGAAGCGGGGGUCCAUCUAAUCCUGUUUCCCCUCUUCAACACUGGGACUCAACAGUCACAACCUGGGUCCAGUCGACCAUCAUGCCCCAGUGCAGCUCGUUAGGGGGUGAACUCUAUAUCUUGACCGGGGUGGGAAGUCUCGGGGCUGCUGAGGAUGGAGGCGAGGAGUGUCAAACGAAGCCGCUGUGGUCUGCCAUGUGCUGUGCUGUCCCUGAGGGACAGAGUGGCUUCAGUGUGGGGUUAAUCAGAGAGGCAGGGGAAGGGGAGAGGCAAGUGAGUGUGAAGGAGCUGGAGGAGAUCCUAGGAGUGGCAGAGCUGUUCUCAGAAGGCUGUGGAGGAGCAGAUGGGGAGACUGUUGGAAUCACAGCAGGUCUUCACAAUGAUGGGCUCCCUGGAAAUAUAGAAGAGCUGGAUGCAGAUCUUACUGGUGAAAACACAGCAGCUAAUGAGGCAGAUUCAGAUACCACCAGCCAAGAUUCAAAUGAAGACAUUAAGGAAAGCGAGGCACUGGUCACUGGAGAACAGGUGGCUGGUGUUGAUGCUCAGCCAGAGGAAGCUGAUGAUGCUGACAUCACACAAGAAACUUCAGCGGACGCAGCGACUUCAAAGGGUAGCCGUGAAGAGCAGCAUGAUGUAACACAUUCAAGAUCUGCCGGAUCAGAGCCUCCUGAGGCCUCAGCUGAAUAUGAAACUGUGGAUGAACAAGAGACAGACACAAAUUCCACCAGUACUCUGGUCUACAUCCUUUCCACCACCAUGUCCAUCCUUAAAGCUCCACUGCAGCCUGUGUUCUCCACAAUCACACAGUUACCUGGACAGGUGAUACAAGUGACUGAACCAUUUAGACAUUGUUACGUAAAGGUGACAUACGUUCUUCAGGAAGACCUUGGAGUUCUGUCUGCCCUGCCUGGAGAUACCUUCUCCCUGGUCCAUCUCUUGACCUCUGACCUCUUGUCCUGGAUGGGCUCAGCUGCAGAACUGCUACUGGGUAUUGGGGAAACCUGCUUCUUUGGCAUCUACUUCUGCACCUCCUCCAUGCUGGAGGCCCUGCUGAACAGCUGCUACACUGGGUUCACUGGCAUUGGGACCCUGGCUGGGGACACAGUGGGGAUAUUUGGUGACGCGUUGGAUAAUGGUUGGUGGGUGACGAAGUUCUUUGGAGGGCGGCUGUGGGAGCAGAGCGAGGGGUAUGUAGGAACAGUGAUGUCAGAAAUGGGGGGUCAGGCGAAAGCUGUGGGUGGUGGGUUUGGGAAGCUGGUGUGGAGAAGUGGAAAUGGGGUAGGUAAUGUGUUUAGGCUGGGAGGAGGAAUAAUAAUGGGUGUGGUGGAUAUGGUCAUUGGUGCAGUGAGAGGGGCUUUUGGCCAGGAGUCAGAGUAAAAAGUGGAGGAAAAGUCCCGACUCUACAUUACGCCAUUAGUAACAAACCUUUUGAAAUGUUUUCUCCAGUUUUGGUUUGUAAAUUUCUUAAGCACAUAACAGUGUAAAAAAAGGGGGAAACUAUUUCAAUUUAAUAUGCCUUAGUUGUUAUAAAAGGAUUGUAAUUCACACUUACACUGUAGGUCUUACACUUCACUGUGGCUGGCUGUGCAAAUAAUCUGCUGUAUGUGAGAGCUGCUGACCCAACUGUGAUUUUGAAAACACUGUGCACAAGGCUUUUGGAUGUAAUUAUUUGAAAUAAUUCUUGUAUGAUAAUUGUUAUGUUUGCUUACAUGUACAUUUGAAUAAAAAGAUAAUGCUGGCUUAUUCAA
Molecule: messenger RNA, 2427 nt
Organism: Dicentrarchus labrax (European seabass)
Lineage: Eukaryota; Metazoa; Chordata; Actinopteri; Moronidae
Exons: 3
Coding region: 323-2056 (577 amino acids)
Source: RefSeq, a predicted model, not a curated record